GAAAACGUAUGCCCUAAAUCAAGCGACUGAGUUUCCGCAUAUUCCCGGUUUUGUGACAGAAAUAAACCAAGCGCGCGGGGAAUGUACGAAUUGAGAUAGAUCCCAUUUGUAUUGCCCCGUCAGCAUCAGCCCGGGAUUAGGCCAAAAUCCGACAGAUCCCACUGCGUCCAACUGAAAAUUGGCCCGAAUAUAGGCAGAAUUUCUUUGCGACUUCGUUUACAGGCAUCUGAUGGAUCUUAUGGCGUGCAAAUUCAAUCCAGAAUGGUUUGAGCCGGUGUCCUGUUCGCGAUAAUGGCACAAACGCGAAUGUUUCAAUGCCAAGCGGAGGAAACGGGAAUCACCACCUGAUGGAGAGGUCUCGGUUCCAAUAUAUAGGCUCUGUAUGGGUUCCUUUGGCACGAGACAUUACCGCAGUACAUUGCAGCGUACCUAAUUAGCAUGAUCGUACCAAUGGCGCCCAAGUCUAUGCAACUACUCUCAGCAGUCCUGCUGGCGUGUUUGUGCCUGUCAGGGGCACAGGCCCACCACACGGUGAAGAAAACCCUGACUGUGACAUACAAGAAGGGUGCGCCAGAUGGAAUUCAGCGAGAUGUGAUAUACAUCAAUGGGCAAUUCCCAGGACCGGACCUCGUAUUCGAUGAAGGCGAUGAUGUGGAAAUCACCGUGAAGAACAACAUGCCUUUUAAUACUACUAUGCAUUGGCAUGGGCUUUUAAUGCAAGGUACACCUUGGUCUGAUGGCGUUCCAGGCCUCACACAGAAACCGAUUGAACCUGGAGAGGACUUCAUUUACCGAUUUAAGGCAGAGCCUGCUGGAACAUACUGGUAUCACUCGCACAGCCGUGCUACUCUAUUGGACGGCAUGUAUGGGCCUUUAUGGAUAAGGCCCAAAAGCGAUGCCGCGACGCCGUACAAGUUGAUCUCCAGCGACAAGAAAGAACUCAUUGCAAUCGAAAAGGCUGCUCGUGAUCCGGAGCUACUGACUGUCUCUGACUGGAGCAAUUUCACAUCUUGGGAAUAUAUGAAUGGUAUGGUCGCAUCUGGUCUGGACAUCUUCUGCGUAGAUAGUAUCCUUCUAAAUGGCAAAGGCGAAAGUUACUGUCCUGGUCAACCGUUCCUCCAGUCCGAGGUAAUGAGUUACAUGCAAUGGGCUCUGGGUGAACCAGUAAACGACAAAGGAUGCUUUCCAUUUGUCUACUCUACAGAAGGUCCUUUCCUACCUGGCAAACCUGAAGCUAUCCCAGAUCACAUGUGGAAAGACUGCAUACCUGCAAAGGGCGAGAACGCGACGAUUUCGGUCGAUGCCAAGGAUGGAUGGGCCAGUCUCAACAUCGUCAUGGCAUCGACAAUGAAGGCUGUGGUUUUCUCAAUCGACGAGCAUGAUCUGUGGCUCUACGAAGUCGACGGUCACUUUGUUCAGCCUGCCAAGUACCAGUGGAUUGUUUUGCUUCCCGCAAAACGUUACAAUGUCUUGGUGAAGCUGGAUAAGACGCCAGGAGAUUAUACCAUCCGCAUUCCGGAUCAAGGCUUUUCGCAGAUCAUUUCCGGAUUCGCCACGUUGAGCUAUAAGCACGGGAAAUCCUUGGGUCCGACGACCCCCUGGAUCACGUAUGGUGGUCUCAAUGCCAGCACCGAAGGCGUCGGCUUUGCCUAUUCUGACACUCUGCCGCCAUAUCCCCCAAUCAAGCCUGCCGCGAAGUCAGACGUCGCCCAUGUGUUUUACUUGUACCGCUGGGACCAGGCUUACACGUGGACGCUCGGAGGCUCUGCCGUCAUGCCUGUCGAUGCAUGGGCAUACAAGCCGCUACUUUACAACCCCCUCUCCGAGGCUGCCAACGACACGACGUUGGUAGUACAGACAAAAUUUGGGCAGUGGGUGGAUCUCAUCAUUCAAGUCGGCUCCAAGGCUGGCGAAGAGCAGGAGAUCAACCACGUCAUCCAUAAGCACGCCAGUAAAGCCUGGCAGGUAGGCGCAGGAUCCGGCGUCUGGAAUUUCACCUCGGUGGACCAGGCUGUCCAGCUGCAUCCCGAGCUGUUCAACUUUGAGAAUCCACCUUACAUGGAUGUUUUCCUAACGUCGUUCGAAGGUCCAUCGUGGAUCAUCAUGCGCUAUCAAGUCGACAAUCCGGGCCCUUGGCUAAUACACUGUCACUCCGAGAUACAUGUCGCCGGUGGUAUGGCUAUGGUCAUUAUGGAUGGAGUAGAUAAGUGGCCUAAGAUUCCCAAUGGGUACGGACCUGACCAGAAGGGUCACUUCUGAGUUGAAACGUUAUAGGAGUGAUGUGCAUACAAGUGGUCGCGGCGUAUGCUCCUGGGCCUCGAAAACUUAUUCAUGGUCGAUUGGCAGUAAUAAUAUUAGUUCACGUAAUCAUCUAAAUCAACCAUCUUGAAGGAU
Truncatella angustata is the source of this 2394-nucleotide messenger RNA. Its product is annotated as multicopper oxidase-domain-containing protein. The record is from RefSeq and is a predicted model, not a curated record. The transcript has 7 exons. Gene Ontology annotation, molecular function: copper ion binding; oxidoreductase activity. Bases 439 to 2259 code for a protein of 606 amino acids. NCBI's taxonomy places the organism in Eukaryota, Fungi, Ascomycota, Sordariomycetes, Amphisphaeriales, Sporocadaceae.